AACCUUCCUCUGUGUUCAAACCUGCACUCCACCAAAUUUCUCUCUAGUCCAAUCCAAACCAACCCUCUGUCUCUCUCUCUCUCUCUCUAGAUCUCUCUCCAUAAACAAACCCCAACUCCAUUGAAAUUGUGAUAUAGUUUCUUGUAUAUCUACACUAUCUUUUGCAUAUUCAUAUCAAUUCAUCCUAACUUUUCAUGCAAAGCUUCUAUAUCUGUCUACAAUUCUUCUACGACUUUGUUUGGCAGUGAAAACCACUCAAAAACAGGUGCAACAUGAGAACAAAAGCAAGCAACAACAACAAGUUCCUGCGCUUCAUUACGAUACCGUAUAGGGUUUUGAUCAAAGCAAAGGAUUAUUACGUCCGAAGCAUCACCGAGUGUUCUCAGACGGUGAAUUAUGGCAACAUGGCCGGCGGAUCGGCAGGCUUGCCCAAGAGCUUCAGUGUUAGCUCGUCGAGGUCGAGGUGUAGCGACGACGACGAUUUCGGAGAGCUGAUUAGGGCUGCCUCUAGCAGGAGCAUGGGGAAUGGGGUUGAUAUGGAUCUGCUCAUGCAGCAGCUGAGGCAGUCGACGGCGGCGAAGGGACCCAAGGGGGUGCUGAGGAGCUGCAGUGUGGGGAUGGGUAAAAUUGAUGAAGAGAAGCCUUGUUGUGAUUUUGGUGAAGAAGAAGAUCAUGUUCAUGCUCAUGCUCAUGGUCGUGGUCGUGUGAGGGCUGAGUUGUUGUACCCAAGAAGCAAAAGCUAUGCCGUCUCUUCUACUUAAUUAGUGAUUUCUUUUACUCUCUCUGGUUUGUUUCAUUUAGUGUCUUUUUUGUUAACUUUGAUAGGUUUGUUUCAUUUUUUUGUGCUCGAAAGGUGAUUGUUGUUAAUAGGUUAAUUUGAAGUGUAAUAUUUGAUUAUUCCCAUACAAAAUGAAACUUUUUUUUUUU
Cornus florida is the source of this 927-nucleotide messenger RNA. RefSeq lists its product as uncharacterized. The record is from RefSeq and is a predicted model, not a curated record. The coding region runs from base 273 to 761 and encodes 162 amino acids. NCBI's taxonomy places the organism in Eukaryota, Viridiplantae, Streptophyta, Magnoliopsida, Cornales, Cornaceae. The transcript has a single exon.